This is a messenger RNA of Schizosaccharomyces osmophilus, 561 nucleotides long. RefSeq names its product histone N-acetyltransferase Naa40 (gene naa40). Lineage: Eukaryota; Fungi; Ascomycota; Schizosaccharomycetes; Schizosaccharomycetales; Schizosaccharomycetaceae. Gene Ontology annotation, molecular function: histone H2A acetyltransferase activity; histone H4 acetyltransferase activity; protein N-terminal-serine acetyltransferase activity. Bases 1 to 561 code for a protein of 186 amino acids. Gene Ontology annotation, cellular component: nucleus. The transcript has a single exon. The record is from RefSeq and is a predicted model, not a curated record.
AUGACCGACAAAACAAAGCAAAAAUGGAAUAUUAGUGAUGAAGCGUAUUUAGAAAAAAAUGGCUUGACUAUGGAGUUUUUUUCAUUAAUGGAAAACAAUGCAUUGAAAGAAUGUUUUGCUUUAGUCAAGGAAAACAUGCAAUGCCUUUAUGAAAACAGCGUUUUAAGAUGGGAUGAAGGAGAAAAAUGGAGAGAGAUGAGCAUGGAUACUCUUCGCUAUGUCUGUUUAUAUAGUACCGAACGGCAUGAGUUGGUUGGUUUUAUGAGUUUUGAAGAGACAGUCGAAGCCGAUCUUCCAUGUCUUUACUUAUAUGAACUUCAGAUUACAAUGAAGAUGAGAAGAAAAGGAUGUGGAUCUUGGCUUAUGAAACAGCUACUACGCAUCGCUGAGCGAAGACAAAUCCCGUAUGUCUUUCUGACCGUCUUUGGUAAAAAUGAGCAAGCUCUCAAAUUCUAUCGUCAAUUUCAUUUUUCACCGCAUGCAACAUCUCCUCAGUCAAAAAUGUUUCGAUCUGGUAAAGUUGUUCAUCCAGAUUACUACAUCUUAUACACGCGUGUAUAA